AUUGAAUUUGCUGUUCAGAUGGUAUGUGGUGAUUGUGAACAAAGAGUUAAAAAGGCACUGGACAAUGUAGAAGGAAUAAAUAAUGUAACAAUUAAUCGUGAUCAAGAACAGGUUAUAGUAGAAACCACCUUACCAUCCUCACAUAUUCAAGCACUAUUAGAGAAAACAGGGAAAAAAGUUGCUUUAACUGGACAGAGUGCAGGAGAUAGUAAUCAUUUAGGAGCAGCUGUAGUGAUAUUAGAAGCUGGUAAUAGUCUGAUUAAAGGUGUAGUUAGGUUUAUACAAUCUGAUCAAAAUAAAUGUAUUAUAGAAGGUACUAUUGAUGGUUUACCUGAAGGUCAUCAUAGUGUCUGUAUACAUCAAUAUGGUGAUAUUUCUCUUGGGUGUAAAAGUUGUGGACCUGUAUUUGGUAAUUUGGGAUUAAAGGAAAAAGUUAGUAUAGUAACAGAACUUAAAGUUGGUGAAUUAGGUCGAGGGGAAUUUAGAAUAGAAAAUAAAGAUGUUAAAGUAUGGGAUAUAAUUGGUCGGUCAUUGGUUGUACACCAAGGAAAAUAUUUUUUAGAUACAGAUACAGAUAAAAGACUAUCAUGUGGAAUUAUCGCUAGAUCUGCUGGCAUUUUUGAAAAUUCUAAGAAAAUCUGUACAUGUGAUGGAACAACAAUCUGGGAUGAAACAGAAAAAGCAAAAAAGACAUCAUGA
Molecule: messenger RNA, 699 nt
Organism: Lottia gigantea (owl limpet)
Lineage: Eukaryota; Metazoa; Mollusca; Gastropoda; Lottiidae
Exons: 6
Biological process (GO): removal of superoxide radicals
Molecular function (GO): copper ion binding
Source: RefSeq, a predicted model, not a curated record